Messenger RNA from Caretta caretta (loggerhead turtle), 935 nucleotides. It is a transcript of the gene CHCHD2, whose product is annotated as coiled-coil-helix-coiled-coil-helix domain containing 2. NCBI's taxonomy places the organism in Eukaryota, Metazoa, Chordata, Testudines, Cheloniidae. Gene Ontology annotation, molecular function: sequence-specific DNA binding. Gene Ontology annotation, biological process: positive regulation of transcription by RNA polymerase II; mitochondrion organization. The record is from RefSeq and is a predicted model, not a curated record. Gene Ontology annotation, cellular component: nucleus; mitochondrion.
GGGGCGGAAGCGGAAGCGGAAGCGGCGGCUCGGAUCAGUGCGGCCCGCGGCGUCGGCAGGGGAAGGCGGGUGCAGCAGGCGCAGUCCCGGCCGUUAGCGAGUCCGCCCGCAGCCGCCAGCAUGCCGAGGGGCAGCCGGAGCCGCACGUCCCGCAUGGCGGCCCCGGCCAGUCGUGCACCGCAAAUGAGAGCAGCACCCCCACCCCCUGCAGCUCGUGCUCCAGUACCAGCACCUGCCCCUGCAUCUGCAGUGACUUCUGCUGCUGCACCAAGGCAGCCUGGUCUGAUGGCACAGAUGGCUACAACAGCUGCAGGAGUAGCAGUAGGCUCAGCUGUAGGACACACACUAGGUCAUGCCAUGACAGGAGGAUUUGGUGGAGGAAGUGGCUCUGAAGCUGCAAGGCCUGACAUUACUUACCAGGAGCCUCAAGCAGCCCAGGCUGCAUAUCAGCAGCAGUCCCAGUAUCCGCCCUGCCAGUACGAAAUGAAGCAGUUUUUGGAGUGUGCACAGAACCAGAGUGACCUCAAGCUGUGUGAGGGUUUCAGUGAGGUGUUGAAGCAAUGCAGGUUUGCUAAUGGUUUAUCCUAAUCAAGUUCUACAGAAUGAAGAAGCUGAAAAUGAGCAUCCAAAGAUCUAAAAUUGAAAGAUGCUUCAGUAGCUUUAGACCUUAAGUUUACUAUCUGUAAUACCUUGUUAGUUCAUAUAUUCACAACUGAAUGUCCAAACCUUGACACAACUUAAAGGGUCCUUUAGAGUUUUCUGCCACAUUGAUAAACAUGCUGGAUUGUAACAGGAUAGUUCUAAACUAGAGAUCAGGGGAGGGAGUUGAAAUAUUUUGCCCAUCUUCAGAAUCUUAUACAAGGGGCCUAAUCAAAACUAGUUCUGCUUAUUACAUUGCUGUUUAAAUGUGAGACUAAAUAAAAUUCUCAAUGUUU